GACUGCAUCUAUUCGCAAUUACUAGCUUCAAUCAAGUCCCCUUCUUAGUCGCGCUAAAAUGAUUCGUUUUGUCACAGCCGUUGCAGUUUUCAUCGCCUUGCUAGCUGUUGCAGCUUCCUACCCCACAGGUGAUAACUCAACAGAUGAAAUCUUAGUUGAGAAAUUGGUUGCGAAUAAUAUCACGGUCUUGGAGGCGCAAGAUUCUUCAACAGAGCUGGUACCAGAGUUACAUAAAGGAACCCACGCAUUCAAAAAAUGUUAUGGAACACAAGUAUGCAGUGAAUGUUUAAUAGCCACACGGAGGCUUGAACGACAUUGUAAGAAAUGUAAGACUAUUAGUCUCACCUUUGACUUCCCUGAAGAAGAACCUGAGGUGCUAUCUCCUAUAACGUAUGCUGAAAUUGUUUGCAGACAAGAUUCUAAAUGCAACUCCAUACACAAAGUCAAGUUUUGCUCAAAACGAGUUAAAAUUAAGGUUAAAGCCUUGAGGGCUAAAUUUCUGAAAUGUACCUUAAAGGUUUAUACUGCGUAAUUGUAAGUUGAAAUAUAUUAUCAAGAAAUGAAUUAAAUUUCUGAAAUCG
This is a messenger RNA of Hermetia illucens (black soldier fly), 581 nucleotides long. RefSeq lists its product as uncharacterized. The transcript has 2 exons. The record is from RefSeq and is a predicted model, not a curated record. Lineage: Eukaryota; Metazoa; Arthropoda; Insecta; Diptera; Stratiomyidae. Bases 59 to 532 code for a protein of 157 amino acids.